Physella acuta is the source of this 2070-nucleotide messenger RNA. RefSeq lists its product as uncharacterized. Gene Ontology annotation, molecular function: protein binding. Lineage: Eukaryota; Metazoa; Mollusca; Gastropoda; Physidae. The record is from RefSeq and is a predicted model, not a curated record.
UUCAACAAAAGUGGUCUGUAUGAUACUUGGUAAACACGUUUACACCAUGAGUAGCAUUUAGCCAAGUUUGGAAUACGCCGAGAACAAACCCCACUUCUACCGUGAAAGACGUACCACGAACUGACCCGGCGCCCACCCAAUCCCCAUCCUGACGGCCUUUUGAAAUCGACGCUGUUGAUCGACCAAGUACAAUGACGGGCCUAGAUCUAGCUAGCUCAUCGAGACUACCUUCAGAGUAAUUCCUGUGCUGUAGCAGUUCUACGUCUACAGUUUGGUGUGUUACCUGGGUCUUAGGACGGCAUGUCGACUCAUGGUUCAAGGAAAAGGCGCCACAAGUCUAGAGAGAAGAUGCAGACAGCGAGCACUAACAGUGACGACAACCAGGACAACAACCAGCCACAACCCCAGGAGCAACCAAAAGACGAGCAGGGUGAGGCAGGCGGUAGACAAGAGCUGGUCGCCAUCUUGGACCGUUUGUUCUCCAAAUCAAUGGAAGACGGGGCUCCGGCCGCGGACAGCAAUGACAGAUUGAGCCGGGUAGCCUGCCUGUCUGUUGCUGCAAGUAUCGGCCAUGUUGAGGGGGUCAAGAAACUUCUGGAUGAAAAUCUUGACGUCAAUGCCAGGUCAAAGGGAUGUUUCACGGUGCUACAGAGCGCCGUGUCGUGGAAACAUUACAAGAUCGCUGAGAUGCUGCUACAGAAGGGGGCCGAGGUCUCUGAUAUAUCGGAGGACGGCAACACGGCCUUACAUUUGUCGGCACAGUCGUCCAACAAGGAGGCCGUCAGUUUUCUGCUACACAGGGGCGCUCUGGGGGACGUCAAGAACAACCUGGGUCAGACUGUCCUACACAAGGCGGCCAAGCUCGGUGACCUUGAGACGUGUGAGCUCUUCAUCCAACAUUUCUCGUCAGGCGACACCUCGGGGUGUGAGCAGGUCGCCAAGCUGAUCCUAAGCGAGGACACGGAAGGACGGACGCCCAUCUGUGAGGCCCUAAAGAACCAGCACCAGCUCCUUGUACAACUGCUCCUCAACGCUUGCCGCCCCGAGGACGCGCUGGAGUUCUACAUGAGACGGAUCCACAAACUGGGGAGCCUGUCCAGCGAUGACCCCAGCUUUGACAUGCAGUCCAUCCUGGGCUCGCUGCUGUUGGUGGUCAAGAGUCUCCAGAAGGAGUUUCUCAGCCAGCUGGCGACAGCUGACCCGAUCCACCACCUGGUGCAAACCAUCCGUCUGCACGUCACUUCCCCCAGGGUCUUGUCUGCGGCGUGUCUGAUGAUCAGUCAGCUGAUCUGGAAAGAGGAUCCAGGCACAGACGAGGCCAUAAGCCAACAGGAAGAGACACUGGACCUCAGGGACGACCUCCUACAGAGGUUUCUGCACUGUAAAGGUCCUGAUGUCGUAAUGGAGAAGCUGAGUACUCACGUGCUGACCGCCCACGACACGUACAUCGUCGUGAGUACUCUGCUGCCCAUCAUGAUCCUAGCAAGUAGGUCAGCAGGUCGCACGUGGCUCGGGCAGAACAGCGGAAACCUCAGCUUUUACAAAGAACUCCUGACGCGGAAUAAGACCUUCAUCACGCACAUCAACAUCAGCAACCACAUGGGUCAAGGUCUCCAGGUCAGCCAGGUCAUCAAAACCUUCCUGGGCUUUGUCGAGAGCAUCGAGGCCAAGGACCGGGAGCAGAACCUGGCUGAGCUGCUUGAGGAGGAGGAGAGGGACCGCAUCAAGCGGGAGAAGAAGAAGAGGAAGCGCCAGAAACGACACAAACAAUCCAAGCUGGACGUCACGCAGACGUCGACCGCCGAGGGUAGUACGGACGAUGAAAAUGGAGAGCAAGGCGCAUGGAAUGCGGACGGUUUGUGCAACGCGGAUUUAUUUUCUCCCGGGGAGGCGGGUUCAGAUAAAGACCACGCCCUUUACUACCAGCAGAAGGUUAACGACCAGACGGAGCAGAAAGCCAACGAUGCGAGUCAGGAGAAGUUUGGUCUCCAGUCACAAGUUCUUCGGGAGAAGGAGUGCACAAGGAAGGCGUUUCCUUUAGAGGCGAUACGAGGACAGGGUCAACGCUGA